AUGUUACAAAUCUCUCUUCUCUUUCCUCCUCCCCCCCUCAGCGGUACGUCAUGUAACGUACAAUAUAGAUGUACAAUAUAUAGAUGUCCACAAAGAGAGACUUGGAGCAAGUCUGUUGGGAAGCUGAAGUCACAUUUUGCAAGAUAUGGAGUUCCUGAUCAACUUAUCACAGAUAACGGACCGCCAUAUAACUCAGAAGCCUUUCGUGAGUUUGCAAGGGAGUUUGAAUUCGAGCAUAUCACCAGUUCUCCUGGAUAUCCGAAGUCCAAUGGAAAGUCAGAGAAUGCAGUGCGCACGGCUAAACGGUUGGUGAAGAAAGCGAAGGAGAGUGGCAGAGAUCCAUAUUUGUCGUUGUUAGAUUGGCGUAACACUCCAAGCGAGGGUGUUGGAUAUUCACAUGCACGACGAUUGCUGUGCCGGCGAACUAGAACAUUAAUUCCAACAGCAAAGAAUUUGCUAAAGCCUAUAAUCCCAAAGGGUGUCGACCGUAAAUUAUUGGAGCAGAAAAGCAAGCAAGCUUUUUAUUACAACAAGGGUACGAAGGAAUUAUCGGAGUUGAAAGAAGGUGAUCUGGUUCGUAUCAAGCCGUUGAAGUUAGCAGAGAAACGCAAACCAUGGUUGCAAGCGAAAGUCGAAGGAAAAGUGGACAUUCGAUCCUAUCAGGUACGAACAGAAGAUGGUCGAGUGUACAGACGAAAUCGACAGCAUCUUCGACAUUCAAGAGAGCAACCAGAAGAAAGUACUACAGCUUUUGAUUUCCAGCCACCUUUCAUUGAAACAAGUGCUACAAGGGACAGUGUCGAACAAUCAAGUCAAGAUCACGUUGUUAGUCAACCACCUUCUGAUCAACCACAGCCAGAGGUCGAGGGAGAUUCGACAGAACAACAGACAUCUAUGAAGACCACACCUGUUAUGUUAGAUGGUCAACAGAGAACACGGAGUGGAAGAGUUGUUAGAAAACCCUGUUGAUAUCAAGAUUAUGGGACAUGAGCUAGUGACUAUAGUUAGAUAAAUUAAGUUAUAGUGACUAUUAGUUAGAUAAUUAUGAACUGACUAAUAACUUUAUUGUGCAGUCUUUGUUGAUAUUUACUCUCGUAUGA
Messenger RNA from Paramuricea clavata, 1100 nucleotides. Lineage: Eukaryota; Metazoa; Cnidaria; Anthozoa; Malacalcyonacea; Plexauridae. The record is from the annotation of a GenBank genome assembly.